This is a messenger RNA of Daucus carota subsp. sativus, 1007 nucleotides long. RefSeq lists its product as uncharacterized. The transcript is spliced from 2 exons. Bases 11 to 907 code for a protein of 298 amino acids. Lineage: Eukaryota; Viridiplantae; Streptophyta; Magnoliopsida; Apiales; Apiaceae. The record is from RefSeq and is a predicted model, not a curated record.
CCCAGAGUACAUGGAUUGGUACUUGCCUCGGACUGUGAGGUUCAUUAGUCAGUUGGGUGCACUGCAUACCCACCUGGGAGUUGUGCUAGAGACUAUAGCAGCCAGGACAGCAGACGUCCUCCCGGAUAUGUCCCAACUAGCCACUCAGAGUAUGCACCAUCUCCGAGAUCGGAAUGCAUACAAGUUUGAUCCACGUCAAGUUGAGGAGCAGGAUGCUAGACAGGACGGGGGAGGGGAGGAUGCAGGUGAUAGAGGAGGCCGUGGUGGUGGCAGGAGAGGCCGCGCUGGUGCCGGGAGAGGCCGUGCUCGUGGCAGGGGAGGCCGUGCUCGUGGCAAUGGAGGCCGAGGCGGUGGACGAUUAGUUGAUGAGCCGGAUGAUGAUGCUGAUCAUGCGGAUCAUAUAGGUACAGGCGAGGAUCGAGGCCCAGAGUCUUCUGCUACUGCUGCUACAGCUACUGUUGCUGAUGCUUCUGCUGCUGCUGCCACAGCUACUGCUACUGUAGCCGAGGCUUCUACUCGCCCUGCUGCUGCUGCCGCUGCAGCUACUACUACCGGUGCCGGUGACUGGUGGCCUAGUUUUUCUCUAGGCCUAAGUUUGCCUUCACAGCCAGUACCUGAGCAGCAGACUUCUCAGAUGCCAGAUACCAGUACAGAGCAGCCUCCUCCUGUUGUGCAGCGUCAUCACAGGAUUCGGCCUUGGCAUGGUACACCAGAGGUACCCCCUUUUGACUUGGGCAUCUCUUCACAGUCUACACAGUCUACGCAGCCUAGUCAGCCUGCUACGUCUACGCAGCCUAGUCAGCCUGCUACGCAGCCUAGUGUACCCCCUUUUGACGUCUUUUAUGUUCGACGGUCAAAGAGGGCUAAGAAGGUUCCUGACUGUGGUACUGGUUCACAUAGGGGAUGAUGAUAUUUGUAGGUUUUUGAUGACAUUCUAGUUAUAGGAUGCUGAACUUGUGAUAUAUGAUAGCACGGAUCUUGUAAAUAUUUUAAUUUCAUGUCGUAUG